Messenger RNA from Rhododendron vialii, 1364 nucleotides. RefSeq names its product homeobox-leucine zipper protein ATHB-12-like. Gene Ontology annotation, molecular function: DNA-binding transcription factor activity, RNA polymerase II-specific; sequence-specific DNA binding. The record is from RefSeq and is a predicted model, not a curated record. The transcript has 2 exons. Bases 246 to 992 code for a protein of 248 amino acids. Gene Ontology annotation, biological process: positive regulation of DNA-templated transcription. Lineage: Eukaryota; Viridiplantae; Streptophyta; Magnoliopsida; Ericales; Ericaceae. Gene Ontology annotation, cellular component: nucleus.
ACAAGGGAAAGAAGAGCAAAUGCCACAAGAAAUCCAAUCCUAUUGGAUACAACUAACACAUCAAUCAAAACACCCAAUGACUUGUAACCAGCUAUGCCAGGUGUACUUCUACACGACUGGAGUAUAUAUCUUGCAGCCAAAACUCUUAAACAAGGUUCUAAAAAACUAGCGCCCAGAACAAAAAUUAUGUCACGUCCCUCUAACUAAGAAAACAUCAUCCUUUCUUAAUUUGGGAAUUUUUAAGUAUGGAGGGAGAAGUGUAUUCUACAUCCUCUCCACCAGAAGCAGCUGCCGAAUCCGAGUCUUUAACCUGCCCAGAAGCUGUAAGAAAUCCAAGGAAGACAAAGAACAAGAACAGGAGGAGGUUUAGUGAAGAACAAAUUAGGUCACUGGAGUCGAUUUUUGAGUCGGAGACGAAGCUUGAUCCAAGGAGGAAGCUGCAGCUGGCUAGAGAACUUGGACUGCAACCGCGGCAGGUAGCUAUAUGGUUUCAGAACAGAAGAGCAAGAUGGAAGUCGAAGGAAAUCGAGCAAAGCUAUAGAGUACUCAAAGGCAAUUAUGACAGUCUGUAUUCCCAGUUUGAGUGCUUGAAGAAAGAGAACCAGUUGUUGCUCACACAGUUGCAGGACUUAAAUGAUCUGCUGGAAAAGGGGCAUGAUCAGAGCAGCAGAAGAAGGGAUUUGUGUGGAAAUGGCGCCUGCGGUGUCUCUGAUAGUGGAGAUACAAAAUGUUACGUUAAAACAAAGCCAAGUUGCUUGAACGAAGGUCCAGGGCUAGUGGUCACUUACUCAGAUGAGGAGAGAAAUGCUGAGUUCUUUCAGCAGGAAAAAGAAGAAUUUCUGAACAUGAUUGGCCAAGUAGAUGGUUCCCUGCGAUCACAUGACAAAGGGUGCAACUUGGACUCUGACGGUCUUUUUGAUCAGUCAUGUGGCAGUUCAAACUGGUGGGACUUCUGGACUUGGAAAAAUGUACACCAUUCUCCAGAACAAUAGAAGCUCUCUGGGAAGAUUGAAGACCGUUUGUUUGCGUAGGCCGUAGGGGUGAGGAAGCUGAGUACUGAAAAGAAGAUUGCUCCACAGAUGAAGCAAUGCUAAUCUAUGAUUUCAACCACAUCACAUAGGUGAGUUAACACUCCCUCAGCAGGGCGGAUGAGGUAAAUUCAUCAAUAACAGGUGAAAGAAGCAAUGGGAGUUGGAAAGUGACGAGAGAGCAUGUUCAGGAACGGUGCCAAUUAUGUUUUUGUUUGCAAAUCUGAACUUUGUGAGUUUGUACAAAUACUAUGCCGAAAACUAGUUCAAGUAGUACAAUUUGUGUGAAACUUCAAGUAAUACAAAUGGUCAUAGGCAACUAGGAAAUUGAGCUCA